UGUGAUAGCCUGGUUGAAUGGCACAAGCGUGUGUCGGCUGCGGGUGAAGUUAUGGUAAGGGCAUCAUCCUCAGAGGGAACAUAAACAAGAACUGUCCAUUCAAAUGUGUUUCUGAGGAUGAACUUCAGCAAGCCAUCAGCUGACCACACGAUGCCCUGAGCCCCUCACUUCCCCCAUUUUCUGAGCAGCUCUGAGAAAAGAACUAAGAGGCUGAAAAAGGAAACAGAAAUGCCAAGAAAAGCAGAAGAGGGAGACGGGGUAAGCUGGCCCUGGGGGAGGAGGUUUCAGCCGCAGUUGGAGAGACACCAGAGGGAGAUGGGGUGAGCCAACCCUGGGUGAGGAGGUUUCAGCUGCAGCUGGAGACACCUCAGUGGGACAAGACCAUGUGGCUGCCAUUAGCUCUGCUGCUCCUCUGUGUCCCAGGCUCUUUGUCUCUGAGUGGCCCCAGCACUGUGAUGGGCAUUGUGGGGGGAUCCCUGAGAGUGCAGUGUCGGUACGAGGAGAAAUACAAGACAUUUACCAAAUACUGGUGCCGACAACCAUGCUUGCCACUUUGGAACCAGAUUGUGGCCGCCAGAGGGUCUGAGGAAAAGAUGAGGAGUGGCCGCGUGUCCAUCGUGGACCAUUCUGGAGACCUCACCUUCACAGUGACCUUGGAGAACCUCACUGCAGAUGAUGCAGGAAAAUACAGGUGUGGGAUUGCAACAAUGCUGCAUGAAGAAGGACUCCAUGGUUUCCUGCCUGACCUUUUUUUCCAGGUUCAAGUGUUUGUUUCCCCUAGGUCCCUGUUUGGCAGCGUCCACUUCCUACUCCUCAUUCUCCUGAAGGUGCCCCUGUUUCUGAUUAUGCUCAGUGCUGUCCUCUGGGUUAACAGGCCUCAGUGGGCAAUUUGUGGGGCACAGAGUCGGCCUGAUGAAGACAACUUGCGGCCCUCCUUGAGCAUCGAUAUCCUGUCCAGAGACACCGCCACUCAGACUAGAGGAGGAAGAACUUCUGACCCCAAACCUACCUCUUCCCAAAAACUGGUAAAAAUAAAUAAAUAAAUAAAUACA
Leptonychotes weddellii (Weddell seal) is the source of this 1052-nucleotide messenger RNA. The record is from RefSeq and is a predicted model, not a curated record. NCBI's taxonomy places the organism in Eukaryota, Metazoa, Chordata, Mammalia, Carnivora, Phocidae.